Molecule: messenger RNA, 485 nt
Organism: Vigna angularis (adzuki bean)
Lineage: Eukaryota; Viridiplantae; Streptophyta; Magnoliopsida; Fabales; Fabaceae
Product: protein WUSCHEL-like
Exons: 2
Coding region: 14-478 (154 amino acids)
Molecular function (GO): DNA binding; DNA-binding transcription factor activity
Source: RefSeq, a predicted model, not a curated record
UAUAUUGAGAGGAAUGAUGAGUGAGAUAGAAUCAGAGAGAUACACCAGUCAGCGGUGGCGUCCUACCGAAAAUCAGACCCAGAUGAUGACCAGAAUCUACAACUUUGGGGUCACACACCCAAGCAGAGCGCAAGUUGUCGAGAUCACGUCUCGACUAAGGAUCUUCGGAGAUGCCAGCGAAUACAACGUGCACUGCUGGUUCAACAACCACGGCAAUCGGGUCAGGCGCUGGCAAGCGGAGAUAGACCCCACUGGCACUCAGUUUUCACAACUGCCGCUAUAUAUGUAUGAAUACGACUGGGUGAUAAUGAGGGCACCGAGGCUGCUGAAUCUGUUUCCCGUUCCGAUCAUCAUUGACGAUGAUAGAGAUGAGAGACAAAUCCCUCCACCCAUGCUUCUCACAUUCCGAACCAGAGCUCCCUCAACGGAGCUCUCCCUUAGACCACCACAACCAGCUCGAGAAUUCUUCCAGUUUUAGUGUUUUA